UCAGACGUACAACAAUGCGGUCAGACUCUACGACUGUACUCAAUUGGAUCCAAUCGGACUCGUCUCAGUAUAAGGUGUUUGUUGGGACGCGCAUAGGUGAAAUACAGGAGCUCACAGAUGCUACUAGCUGGAGGUACGUCCCUUCUGAGCAGAACCCGGCGGAUGACAUCCCACGGGGAAAGUCACUACAUCAGCUGAGUCAACCUACCCGCUGGAAGAAUGGACCUAAUUUCCUGUAUGAUCAUCCUGCUCAGUGGCCAGCUAUCCACACGGCAAAAUCAGAAGACGCAGGUGAGCUCAGGAAAGUCACAUUUUGUGGCCAGCUCACUACCUUUGACGCAUCCACUCCUGACCCCACACAGUACAACACCUGGUCUGACCUGCUACAGGCUACUCACCAGUCCCUUCAUGGGGCGGCCGCACCCCUCAUGUCUGCUUCAGACCGACUGGAGACUGAGGUAGUCCUUCUCAGGCAAGCACAGAGCGAGAGCUUCCCAGAGGAAAUCAACGCUCUCCAACAUUCUCACCCUGUCCGGCCUACCAGUCGUCUCAGUCCACUUUCACCAGAGUACGACCGGACCCUGGGCCUUAUCCGAGUUGGAGGUCGUCUCCGUAAAGCUGAGGAUCUACCUGAGGACACUGUUCAUCCGAUUGUUCUUGCGCCUGAUCACCACAUUACACAGCUGUUAGUGCAAGAUUAUGAUGCUCGUUUACUCCAUGCAGGCCCGGAGCAAAUCUUCGCAGAGAUGAGAAGGACAUAUUGGAUCCUCAGAGGUCGCCAGGCCAUUAAGAAACACCAGCGGCAGUGUGUGGAGUGUCGCAAGUGGAGCAGUAAGCCGGUGAUCCCUAAAAUGGCAGACCUCCCAACUGCUCGACUCCGACUUACCAAGCCCCCUUUCUGGUCAACCGGUGUUGACUGUUUUGGUCCAUACAUGGUCAAGAUAGGAAGGCGACAGGAGAAACGUUGGGGCAUCGUGUUCAAGUGUCUCACUACCCGGUGUGUUCACCUUGACUUACUGCCUAGUAUGGACACCGACUCAUUUCUCUUGUCUCUCCGCCGUUUCGUUGCACGAAGAGGGAAACCCUUUGAGAUCCUAUGUGACAGAGGGACCAACUUCCGUGGUGGGGACAAAGAACUUCAGGAGGCGUUUGAGGCACUCGAACCAUCGCUCAGGCAAAGGUUAGCAACACAGUGCAUCACCUUCAGAUUUAACCCGCCUUUGGCGCCACAUUUUGGUGGAACAUGGGAGAGGGAAAUUAAAUCCGUAAAGGCAUCUCUUCAAACCAUCCUGAAAGACCAAGUCAUCCCUGAGGAGGUCAUGUCAACCGUCCUGAUUGAAAUUGAGGGAAUACUCAAUUCCAAGCCGUUAGGCUAUGCUUCAUCGGAUCUUGCGGAUCCUGAUCCUGUGACUCCUAAUCUCCUGUUCAUGGGGCGGCGGGAUGCUUCGCUGCCUCAAGCUGUGUAUGGCUCCAGUGAUCUACUAGGACGCCGUCGCUGGCGACACAGCCAGAUACUUGCUGACCACUUCUGGGGUCAAUUCACCCGCAAGUAUCUUCCCCGGUCUUCAACUACGUCAGAAAUGGCGGAAUUCCACAACAUCUCUGCCUGUGGGUGCUGUCGUUAUAGUGGUCGAUCCCCAACUCCCGAGGGCGUUAUGGCCUGUUGGACGUAUCACCCGGAUCAUCCCCAGCGACGAUGGCAAGUUACGCACCGCAGAGAUCGACAUUAAGGGAAAACUCUAUACACGCUCUGUCGCCAAACUAAUAGAGCUACCAAGGAUGCCCGACGACGGAGAUACCAGCAUUCCUUAGCCCAGCAGUGACCUUCCCGUUACUGCGCAUUCAUCCCAUGAAUCCGGGGGUGGCUGUAGAAAACUCCCUGCUGGACUGACGAGCUGACGUCACGCCUUGGACUCACGUAUUUGCGCGCAUGCGCAGUUUCAUAGUUCUUUUCAUAGU
Messenger RNA from Etheostoma cragini (Arkansas darter), 1959 nucleotides. RefSeq lists its product as uncharacterized. The record is from RefSeq and is a predicted model, not a curated record. Gene Ontology annotation, molecular function: nucleic acid binding. Bases 15 to 1730 code for a protein of 571 amino acids. Gene Ontology annotation, biological process: DNA integration. The transcript has 2 exons. Lineage: Eukaryota; Metazoa; Chordata; Actinopteri; Perciformes; Percidae.